UACUCAGGUCAUUGUUUACAGUGAAACUUUGGCAAGUUUUCACCACAUCCAGCUGAGAAUGCAGCUCCACUCAUCUUUCUAAAGUCUGAGAAACUUUACAACAAAUUAAAGGAUGUUAAAAAGAUGUAGAAAAAAUACCUCACAUAUAGAAGUAGUUUUAACUUCUCAAAAUCCUCCAAAACUAAACGUUUUCAAAUGUCUCUCUGUUCCCUCUCUCUGGUCUUCACAAGGAUACAUGCACAGACACACACACACACACACACAGACUUUGGGUGAGAAAGUGAGUGGGAGUGUUCUCAGGCUUUGGGCUGGGCUGAUUUGGGUGAGACACAGAGGGGUGUGGUUACCACCAGCCUCCAAAAAACGAUCCUUCCCUUCACUUUGUUGCAGUCUGCACCAGAGGGAGCAGGGUGCAGAGGUGCAGGGAGUCAAGGGAGAGUGAGCGUGAGAGAGGCAGUCUGCAGCUCCUCUCUACUCCUUUCUACUCACUAUUGGGCCGUACUGUUGCUGCACUCUUCUGUGGUCAUCAUGAGUUUGUAUGGGUCCCAACAGGGGCUCAACAUUAGCCGCAAGGGCGGCUCUAAGAGCGACCUCACCGGCGUCGGCACCUACCCGUACUCACGGAGUGAGGUGAUGCACGGGGGAGGCAAUGGAUACGACCACUACGGGGACGGUUACAGAAGCUUCUCCUACUCAAAGUCCACCAGGGGCAGCACAGGGGGCGGAAUGAUGAGCGGAACACAAGGAGGAAUGAUGAUGGGCAGUGGAAUGUCGGGAGGAAUGAUCAUGGGAAGUGGAACACAAGGAGGAAUGAUGGUGGGGAGCGGAACACAAGGAGGAAUGAUGGUGGGGAGCGGAACACAAGGAGGAAUGAUGGUGGGGAGCGGAACACAAGGAGGAAUGAUGGUGGGGAGCGGAACACAAGGAGGAAUGAUGGUGGGGAGCGGAACACAAGGAGGAAUGAUGGUGGGGAGCGGAACACAAGGAGGAAUGAUGGUGGGGAGCGGAACACAAGGAGGAAUGAUGGUGGGGAGCGGAAUGGCCGGCGGAAUGAGUGCAUCCAACCUCAGUGCCAUCCAUCAGAAGGCCUUGAACAUGCAAGCUCAGUGUCAGGAGUAUCUGAAAAAGGCCGAAUUCGCUCUUCAGUCGGGUCCCUCUGGUGAUGCCGAGCGCUACAUGAUGAUGGCCAAAGAAACCAUCGAGCAGCUGAAGAAUUGUGCUAUCGACCUGAGACACAUGGGACAUUCCAACGACAACAUAGUCAGGACCUUGGAGCUGUGUAAAGACCAGCUGAAGGGCGUCCACAUGGCCAUCACUGGGAGCAUGCGGAGGAGAAGCACAAGAGGGAGCUCUGGAGGAUGGGAGGAGCCUGGAAGAAGCUUCCAUGAUGCCAUUGCCUGGAUUGGACAGCAAAAACGUCUGAUUGAAACUGCUUCCUGGGGAGAUGAUCCUGCAACCAUCCAGCAGCAGCUCGUCAGCCACCAGAAGUUUCACAGCUCCAUCCAGCGAAGCGUGGAGGUGGACCGGGCCAGAGACGACCUGAACAAACGGGGAGAUAAAGGCAAUCUUCAUGCUCUGGACCAAGAGUGGGACAGUCUCCAGCAAUUGUCCUUCCAACGGACUCAGCAGCUGCAGGAGCUGCAGCAGAUCAUCCAGGAGAUCUCCAAGGAGAUCAUGUGGGUGAACGACAGGGAGGAGGAGGAGCUGGUGUUUGACUGGGGAGACAAGAACAUCGACCAGUACAUCCCCAGGAAGCAGGAGAGCUACUCGACAUUGAUGAGCGCCCUGGAGGUCAAAGAGAAGGAGCUGAACAAACUGAAGACCAGAGUCGACACACUCCUGAAGAACAACCACCCUGCAGCGGACAAGAUUGAGGCCUACCAGGACACACUCCAAACCCAGUGGAGUUGGCUGCUCCAUAUUACAAAGUGCAUUGAUACUCAUCUCAAGGAGAAUGCAGCGUACAGCCAGUUCUUCAAAGAGGCCAACGAGACCUACAGUGCUCUGCAGAAGGAACACGAGACGGUGCGGAAGAGGUUCAUAUGUGACAAGAACACGCCUCUGGAGAACCUUCUGGAAAUCCUCAAAGGACUGGAGAGGGAGAAGGAGAGGAUAAUGGACAACAAGAGACAAGUCCAACACCUGGUCAACAAGUCCAAGAGCAUCGUGAGACUCAAACCCAGAAACCCUGAGGAGAAGAGCAGCACCCCCGUCAUAGUUAAAGCCCUCUGUGACUUCAAACAAGACCAGAAGGUGAUCUGUAAAGACAACGAGGCCAUCCUGAAGGACAACAGUCAGCGCAGUCGAUGGGACAUCACUGGUCCAGGAGGCCUGGACAUGUUGGUGCCCUCUGUGUGUCUGAUCAUACCCCCACCAAACCCCCUCAGUGUCAGCCUGGCCAACAAGAACGAGCAGUAUUAUGAAGCCAUCCUGUCCAUCUGGAACCAGCUGUACAUCAACAUUAAGAGUCUCAUCGCCUGGCAGUACUGCCUGACUGACAUCCAUCACAUCAACUCCCUCACCAUAUCCAUGUUGGCCAAGAUGCGUCCUGAGGAGUAUCGUCAAAUCAUCAAGAACCUGGAGACUCACUACGAGGAGUUCAAAAGGAGCUCCCUGGGAUCGCAGAUGUUCGCUGACGAUGACAAAAGGAGCAUCGAGAACCAGUUCACAGAGGCCCAGUCCCACUACGACCAGCUGGUGGUGCAGUUGCCAACCUAUGUCGUUCAGUUUCAACAAGAUGAAGCACAUCAAGCAGCCAGGGAGAAAGAAACGCUGCUUCUCAUUCAGCAACAGGCAGCAGCUGACGCCGAGGCCUGGAGGCUGGAAGAAGAAGCCAGAAGACUGGAAGAAGAACGCCUAAAGGCGGAACGCAGGAAACAGGCAGAGAAGAAAGCAAAUGCCAAGAAAGAGCAAGUGAUCAAGAAGGAGGUAGUGAAAGUGACCAAGUCGGAGCAGGGAAAGAAGAAAGUGGUGGUGUCCUCCUCUGCCUCCUCGCCAUAUUUCUCCUCCAUCUCAACCUCCAACAUUCUGUCGGAGCUGCACGCGCUCAGACUGAGGUUGGAGGGCACGGAGGGAACGCUGAGUCAGCACGUCCACAUCUGUGUGGGAGAUGAAGGUGUGCACGACUGUGGCCUCAGGAUCUCACAGUUGGAGACGGUGCACAGUGACAUCGAUUCAAUGCGCGAGGAGUUCUUACAUCUGAGGGAGCAGAUCCUCAGAGAGCUGGAGGACAUGAAUGACCCUGAUAAAGCCCAGUUUCUACGCAGCGAGUUGGGCAUCAUCAACCAACGACUGGGCAGUUUGGAGAGCAGCGCCUCAGCCUACCUGCAGAGGCUGCGGGCGUUAAGGGACAUGCUGGAGAGUGUGGCACGUGCAGAGGACAUCGUGAAAGUUCAUGAAGCGAGACUGACAGAGAAGGAGACCACGUCUCUGUCCCCUCAGGAGGUGGAGGAAUAUCUACAGACCCUGAAGAAAAUGAAAGCCGAGUUGGAUCAGAAGAGGGAUGUUCUGUCCUCCAUGGAGGCAGAGUUUUCCAAGGCCAGUCACUGGAAUGGGCAAGUGGGCGGGGCCUUCCACAGGUGCGACAUGAUGCUGUCAAAGUACAAGGAGCAGGUGGGGCAGCUCUCUGACCGCUGGAGACGAAUCCAGGGGCAGAUCGACACCAGACACCAGGACUUGCAGCUGUAUCUACCCCAGCUCCAGCACUACAGGGACACCAGCGACUCAUUGAGUAAAUGGAUUGACGACACCAAGAGAAAACAGGAAAACCUGCGGUCCACCAAGAUAAAGAACGUGGAAACACUAAAAGACCACAUUAACAAACAGAAGGAAUUGAACUCAGAAAUCAAAUCAAGAAGAGAGACAUUAGAAAGUGUUCUGAAGGACAACGAGGCCUGUGUGAACUCUGUCAAGGAUCAUGAAAUAUACCUGACCUCUUACACAUCUGGUCUGGAGACUCUGCUCAACAUUCCUUUCAAGAGGACCAUGCUGAGGUCCCCGAGCAUGGACCUCAAUCAAGAGGCUACACAGCUCCAGACCCGUUACAUGGAGCUGCUGACACUGUCUGCGGAGUAUUAUAAAUUCCUGGGAGAGUUGAUGAAAAACAUGGAGGAGCUCAAGAUACGCAACACCAGGAUUGACCUGUUGGAGGAGGAGCUCCGCCGUCUGAAGGAGGACAUUCAUGAUCGUAACAACAAAAACAAAUCACUGGAAGACGCGGUCUCCCGCUACCAGGUGGAGCUGUCUCACUCCCAAGACCAACUGUUGCUAAUGGAAGAGUCGAAGAGGAGCUCAGAGAUACACGUCAGUGCCACCAGGGAAAAAAUGGAUACCACGCAAAGCCGCCUGUCAGAUCUUGAAGAUCAGGUGAACCGACUCACCUAUCUUCUUGAGGAGGAAAAGAGGAAAAGGAGGCUGGCCGAAGAGCGCUACACUCAGCAGCAGGAGGAGUUUGAGUUAGUGCUGAGGAAGAGGCAGAAGGAGUAUGAAACAGUCAGCUGGUCUAAGGUGGAGUUGGAGAAGAGCUCGGUCAGUAGGGAUCAUGAGCUUGAGCAGCUACGGCGGCAGCUGGCUGAUGAAGCUGCGAGGAAUAAGGAGCUGCAGAAAGAGAUUUCAAAGGUAAGGAGCGAUUGCAGUGCAGAGAUCAAUAACCUAAAGGUGAGCUACGAAUCCCAAAUUCAUGUCAGUCGAACAGACAUUCAGAGGCUGACAACCCAGAGGGAGGAGAACACGGCUGAGCUCCAGCAGCGGUGUGAGUGGAUGGAGGCAGAGAAGAGGAAUUUAGAGGAGGAGCUCAGGAAGCUCAGGAUGUCCAUCAGCCAGGCUGAGGAACAAAAGGCCAAGGCUGAGGAAGAGGUACACAGUCAGCGUCUGGUCAUCACGGAGGAAAGCCGAAGAAGAAGAGAGCUUGAAAAUGAGGUUGAGGUUCUGAUGAAGCAGAGAGACCAGAAUAGCAACCAGCUUGAAGAAAGACUGGCUGAGGUCAUGAAUGCUCUGCGGGAGAAAAGUGAACAGCUGGAGUAUGUCACCCACAGUCUAGAGGAGGAGACGCGCAGGAGAAAAACUGCAGAAGAAGGACACGGUGUGUUAGAACAGAGUUUAUCUCAGCUGCAGGUGAAAUUAACCAACUCAUCAAUAGUUUCAACCCAGCUAAGGGAGUGCGAGGUGGAGCUUCAGACAACACGAAUAGAGCUGGAGCGAGAGAGGAAAGAGAGGAGCAGGAUAGAACAGAACCUGAGCAGGUUGCAGAGUCGCAUCAAAGACCUCCAGGCCGUGAGGGAUAGUCUAGAGAGCCAGGUGGAAAAUCUGAGGAAGACCAACCAGGAGGAAGCUGCCAGAAGAAGUCAGGCAGAAGCAGAGCUGGAAAAGACGGCCAUGUCAGUGAGAGAGUACACGAGCACCAUCGCGGUGCUUCGUCAGUGUCAAGAAGAGGCCAGCACCUCAGGAAAGAGGGAUGAAGAAGAGUGGCAAAUGUUGCACGAGGAGCUGGAGAGAAGCCUCAAGCAAAACAAGGCCUACAUAGAGCAAGUGACGCAGCUAAGAAGUGAGUUACAGGCUCUGCAGCAACAACUUCUGCAGGAGCAGGCCAGGCUCAAAGAAGCCAAUCUGAGAAAUGAAGAACUUAAUCGAUCUAUCAAGGAAAAGAUUAGAGUUCUGGAUGAGAAUUCUCUAAGUCUUCGUAGGCUCCAAGAGGCGACUGAGACCCACAACAGAGAGAGGCUGAAGCUGGAGGAGGAGCUGAAGACAACAAAGCAAGAUAAGGAGAAACUCUUGAGAUCCAAACAGGGGAGUGAAGAUGAGUUCUCUUCCCAGAUAACUGCCCUGGACCUGCAACUAAAGGCCAGUGAGCGCAGCAACCUAGAGUACCGUACCCUGAUCUCAGAGCUCUCCUCUGAGAGGGAGAAGCUCAAGCUGGAGACAGAGAGAAUACAAAGACAGGCUACUGAGAUAACGUCAACGAUGCAGUCCACUCAGUCACAGUACACUGAAGUUGUAAAGGAGAGAGACACACUGUUGCUAAAAUUACAAUUCUCUGAUAAAGACAAAGAUCGAUUCUUAAGCCUUGAGGAAGAACUCCGUCGUAUCAAAAUGUCCCUAGAAUCUGAGCUACGCAGUAAACAACAACUGCAGGAAGAGAUUGAAAGGUUGAGGAGGGAUUCAAGUCACUGGAAGGACCAGUAUGAAAGCAAACAGACCAUAAUAAGGCAGUAUGACACCGACAAGGAUCGUAUGGAGAGGGAAAAGAACUCCUUAAAAAGUGAGAUAGAGAGGCUAAUGCGGGAACUCAGGGAGCUCGAGUCCCUGUAUAAAAGUAAGCUGGCAGCCCUUCAGAAAGAACUACAUGAGGUAACUGUUGUCAGGCAAACCAUGGAGACGGAGCUGAAGAGUACUAGAGUAUCCUCAACCUUAGAUGCCUCUAAUGUGAUUUUUGAUGGUGUGCGUAAAUCAGUCACAGCAGACCAGCUGCUUGACUGUGGCGUAUUAGACAAACCGACGUUGACUCAGCUUGUGAAGGGGCAGAGGUCCGUACCUGAAGUAGCUGCUGACAAGAAAAUCAAUCUCAAAGGGACAGGUCCAAUCGCUGGGGUGAUAGUUCAGGAUCCAAAAAGUCCAGGUUCAUCAUUUGGACAACCCUGCAAACUGACUCUCACUGAAGCCAAGACACAGAAUCUCCUUCCACCGGAUUGCGCUGAUCUACUUCUGGAUGCCCAAGCUGCUACAGGCCACAUUAUUGACCCGAGGACCAAUCAGAAGUUUACAGUUGAGGAUGCGUGUAAUCAAGGUGUGGUUGAUUUGAAAGACAGGCAGAGAUUGUUGGCUGCAGAAGCUGCAGCUGUAGGUUAUAGAGGUCCAGGAAUCAGCAAACCUCUUUCAGCAUUUGAGGCCAUGAAAAAAGGACUGAUUGACAAAAACACAACACUGCGUCUUCUGCAAGCACAGGAAUGUGUGGGUGGCAUUCUUGAUCCAGUCCUGAGUGUGUUUCUCCCCAAAGACACAGCCAUUGAACGUAAUUUGAUUAAUGAUGACAUAUACAGAACACUGAACCAAAGACCAGAGCUCUACUUGGACCCAGAGAGUGAGGAGGGGGCAACUUAUAUGUCAUUGAAAAGAAGAUGUAAAGUGGAGCCACAAACAGGUCUUCUUCUUCUUCCAGUCUCAGUACAAGCAGACCCUUCCAAAUUUGUGUUUGAUGGCGUACGCAAGACAGUUACAGCAAAAGAGCUGCUUGAUUGUGGAGUCCUGGACAAAAAAACAUUUGACCAGCUACGAAAGGGUGAGAAAACCAUCCAGGAGGUGUCAGAGGAUAAGAAGCUCUUUCUUAAGGGGAAAGGACCGAUUGCUGGUGUGGCUGCUGGGCCUUUGGGUAAAAUGGCUUUGUCGGAAGCUAAACAGAAGAUGUUCAUGAGCACAGAUAGUGCAGAUUUGCUCCUGGAUGCUCAGGCUGCCACAGGUCACAUCAUUGACCCUGCAAAAAAUAAGAAGUUAACAGUAGAGGAAGCCUGUGCUCACGGGGUGGUUGACAAUAGGGACAGAGAUAGACUUUUGGCAGCCGAAGCUGCUGCAGUAGGCUACCGUGACCCUGGAACGGGCAUGCCUCUUUCUCUAUAUGGGGCAAUGAAAAAAGGGUUAGUAGACAGGAAAACUGGGUUACGUCUGCUGCAGGCCCAGGAGUCUGCAGGGGGCAUAUUAGACCCCAACCUCAGUGUGUUUCUCCCUAGAGAAACAGCUAUAAAUCGCAACCUUUUGGAUAAAGACAUAUGUAAUGUGCUAGACAAGAACCCUGUGUGUUACAUUGACCCAGACACAGAGACUGAGGUCAGCUACGUUGCAUUAAAGAAAAAGUGCAAAACAGAGUCUCAUACUGGCCUAAUACUGCUGCCAAUCAUUGAGCGUAAGGACCCUUCCAAGAUAAUGUUUGAAGGAGUCCGAAAGCCAGUUUCUGCACAGCAGUUGUUUGCUUGUGGAGUCCUAGACAAACCAACCUUGGAUCAGCUAGUAAGAGGUGACAAAAGUGUUCAAACUGUUUCAGUUGAAAAGACUGUCUUUUUAAAAGGCACUGGACCCAUUUCUGGGGUGGUAGCAGGGCAUAAAGGUAAAAUGUCAUUGGCAGAAGCAAAGAAACAAAAUCUUCUGCCUGAUGAUAGUGCAUAUUUGUUGCUUGAAGCCCAAGCUGCUACAGGGCACAUUAUUGAACCAAGCACUGGUGAAAAACUGACAGUAGAGGAGGCAUGCGCUAAAGGAGUGGUGGAUGUUAGGGACAAAAUAAGAUUAUUGUCAGCCGAGGGUGCUGCUGUGGGAUACAAAGAUCCAAGUUCAGCUAAACUUCUCUCAGUAUUUGAGGCCAUGAGGAAGGGAAUCAUUGACAAGAAGGUUGGCCUUCGUUAUCUACAGGCCCAAGAGUCAGUGGGAGGAAUUUUAGACCCCAACCUAAGUGUUUUCCUGCCUAAAAACUUGGCCAUCAAACACAAUCUUUUGGAUGAAGAGCUCUGCCAGGUUCUCAAGCUUAAUCCUGCUUGUUAUCUUGAUCCUGAACCUGAUAAUGAUGUUAGCUAUGGGGCCUUAAAGGGAAGGUGCAAGAAAGAGUCUCACACAGGACUGCAACUUUUACCAAUCUCUGAGAGAUUUGACCCUUCCAAAUUACUCUUUGAAGGUGUCCGCAAGACAGUCACAGCAAAGCAGCUGCUUGAUUGUGGGGUCCUGGAUCAGUUAACCUUUAACAAACUCAUAAAAGGAGAAAAAACUGUCUCAGAGUUAUCUGUAGAUAAAAGGGUCUACCUAAAAGGGACUGGGUCCAUUGCUGGUGUUGCAGCUGGGUCAUCAAAGAAAUUGUCCUUCACGGAGGCAAAGAAACAAGACAUAAUGGAUUCUAAUUGUGCUAAUAUGUUACUGGAAGCACAGGCAGCCACAGGCCAUAUCAUUGACCCCAAAAGUAAUCAAAAGCUGACUGUGAAAGAAGCAAGUGCCAAAGGGGUAGUGGCUAAAGAGGAUGAAUCAAAGCUGUUUGCAGCUGAGGCUGCAGCAAUUGGUUACAGAGACCCAAACAGUACCAAACUUCUGUCUGCAGGACACGCCCUGAGAAUGGGGUUAAUUGACAAGGAUACAGCCCUUCGCAUACUUCAAGCUCAAGAAUCUGUUGGGGGUAUUUUAGACCCAAGUCUAAGUGUGUUUCUACCCAGAGAAUCUGCAUUAAAUCGAGGUCUUAUAGAUGAAAACUUAAAUGAGGCCCUAAACCAGUAUCCUGAGUGUUACCUGGACCCAGUCACCCAAAAACCAACAACAUACAUAUCUCUUAAACGUCAGUGUAAAGCAGAUCCAUUUACAGGUCUUUUGUUUCUUUCUGAUAUAGCCACAAAGAAGUCAGACCUGACUGUGCAGGGUCUUAGGGGUGAGGUAUCAGUCUCAGAACUUGUGGAUGCAAAUCUGCUGGAAGCAUCUGACAUUUGCAAACUAAGUGAAGGGAAACUCACUAGCAAAGACAUCGAAGAACGCUUACACUCUUAUCUAAGAGGGUCCACCUGCAUAGCAGGAGUUUACGAUGAGGCCAGCGAUAAAGUGAUGCCGAUCUAUCAGGCCAUGAAAAAUAAAUUGUUACGACCUGGGACUACUUUGGAACUGCUUGAGGCCCAGGCUGCUUCAGGUUUUAUAAUUGAUCCUGUAAACAACUUGUAUCUGAGUGUAAGUGAUGCCUAUAGCAAAAGACUCUUUGGGCCAGAGUUUAAGGAUAAACUAUUAUCAGCAGAGAGGGCUGUGACUGGUUAUAAGAUGCCAGGGACAAACACUAUCAUCUCCCUCUUUCAGGCUAUAGAGAAAGGUCUAAUAGAGAAAGGCCAUGGCAUCCGUCUACUGGAGGCCCAGAUUGCCAGUGGUGGUAUCAUUGAUCCUGAACAUAGCCAUCGAAUCGAUGUGGAUGUGGCCUACAAAAAAGGGUACUUUGACGAAAACAUGAAUAAAAUCCUCACUGAUGAAAGUGAUGACACCAAGGGAUUCUUUGACCCGAACACAGAGGAAAACCUGACCUAUUUGGAAUUAAAGUCCCGCUGUAUCACAGAUAAAAACACUGGUCUCGUCCUAUUGCCCAUAGUAGACCCGAAAAAGUUAGAGUCAACCCUGAAGAACACCUUAAGAAAGAGGAGAGUGGUAAUUGUUGACCCAGAAACCAACAGAGAGAUGACAGUACGUGAAGCAUAUGACAAAGGAUAUAUUGACUAUGAGACCUAUUUGGACCUGUCCCAGCAAGAGGGUGAGUGGGAAGAGAUCACAAUUACUGCACCAGAUGGAUCUGUACGGUUUGUUAUCAAUGAUAAAAAGACAGGGAGGCAAUUUGACAUUAAUGAUCUCCUUGAAAAAAAAAUCAUUAAUCAGUCUGUCGUUGAUAAGUACCGUUCCAAUACCAUCACACUUACUGAAUUAGCAGAUAUUAUCACUGAGAAGACAAAACAUGGAUCAUUGUCAUCAUCUUCCUUGUCAGGAUCAAGACAACCAGCAUCAACCUCAUUUACAUCCUCAGUGACAUCAUCAUCAAGUGUAAAAAAAUCAGAAUCUUCAGGUUCAAUGUCACUGACUUCAUCUGAUGUGCCAAGACCUUCCUCGCCUUCUUUUGGCAAAAUGACCACAACAAGAACUACUAUGGUUACAGAAAGGAGCUCCACAAUCAGCGCUGUUUCAAGAGAAUCACCUGAUUCUCUAAAGCAUAAAUCCAGUGUGUCUAUCACUCUAGCGUCUCCCGUGGAAGCAGUGGGUGAACAGGAACCCGUGGGUGCCAUCUUUGACACAGAGGCUGUAGAGAAGAUUUCCAUCACAGAGGCUCUUAACCGUGGCUUGGUGGAUUCAAUCACGGCUCAGAGACUGCUAGAAGCCCAAGCCUGCACUGGAGGAAUUGUCAAUCCUGCCAAUGGAAAUCGGCUGAGCAUCCAGGAGGCAUCUCGUCUUGGUUUAAUCAAUGACGACAUGGCAAAUAACCUUAAAUCUUCACAGAAGGCUUAUACAGGCUUCGAGGAUGUGAAAACAAGAAAGAAGAUUUCUGUUGCUCAGGCCAUGAAGGAGAUGUGGCUUCCAUAUGAGGCAGGAAACAGGUUCAUGGAGUUUCAGUAUGUAACUGGAGGUCUCUAUGACCCAGAAGCUAACUGCAGAAGAUCCAUUGAAGAUGCUCUUAACAUGGGCUGGUUGGAUGUGAGUGCUGCCCAAAAACUUGCAGACGUCAGGCACCAUACAAAGAACCUGACCUGCCCCAAGAGCAAACUCAAGAUCUCCUACAAAGAGGCUCUGGAUAAUUGCCUUGCGGAGGAAAGCAGCGGGGUUAGGAUGCUCCAGGCUUCGUCUGUAUCUUCUAGGGGUAUCAGUAGUCCAUACAAUGCUGCUUCAGCACCAGGGUCCACCAGCGGGUCCAGAAGCGGCUCAAGAAGAAGCUCCCGCAGGAGCAGUUUUGACCUUGGCUCCUCCACCUCUUCUCCAGCUACUCUCCACAGUCAUUCGAGCUUCGCCAAUUUUUUCAGUCGAUAAAAAUCCAACAUAUUGAUCACAUUUUGUUUAAAAUUGUGACUUUUGUUUUGUUAAAAAUCAUUUUAUUCAAGAAAAUAAAAAUCUGUAAUGUUUACAAGGAGAAAUAUAGUUGAAACUUUCGAAAAUGCUUUUCAAAAAACGGUUUGUUAUUGCUUUGUUUUCAAUUGCUACUUAAACGGAUCAGAAGAAUGACUUCUUCAAAUGUGGAUUUUUAUUUGUUUUUGUGAACUGGGAAAAAAGUAUUAUUACAAGUUAACUUUUAAUAUGUGGAUUAAGAUUGGAUUGUAUACUAUUUUAAAUGCUGGUGCUCUAAAUUAGGCUUACUGAUGGCCAAAACCUGUUUUUCAAAUACAGUCUUUACAAUUUGCAUUGAAAGUACAUAUAAUUUUUCAAAGCGUUUUAUCGCAAACACUUAUUAGGCAAAGUAUGUUUACAUUUGUGUGCUAUUAUAGUAUCAUGUGCCUCUGUUUGUGUAGGUGAUGCACAGUUGGGUUUCAAAUAUGUACUGCUUGACUAUUUUUUUUUUUCUGAUAAGCAAACUAAUUCAUUGUUUACUUGCAUUUUAUGGCUACAUCUUUUGUAACAGCUCACAUCUCACAAUAAAAACAAGUUUUGAAUCUUGAUACA
Messenger RNA from Cynoglossus semilaevis (tongue sole), 12126 nucleotides. It is a transcript of the gene dspb, whose product is annotated as desmoplakin b. The record is from RefSeq and is a predicted model, not a curated record. Bases 529 to 11499 code for a protein of 3656 amino acids. NCBI's taxonomy places the organism in Eukaryota, Metazoa, Chordata, Actinopteri, Pleuronectiformes, Cynoglossidae. The transcript is spliced from 24 exons. Gene Ontology annotation, cellular component: intercalated disc; cytoskeleton; plasma membrane. Gene Ontology annotation, molecular function: structural molecule activity. Gene Ontology annotation, biological process: cell-cell adhesion; wound healing; intermediate filament cytoskeleton organization.